AUGCCCACAAAGUUUGCCAAGAACGAGCUACUGGAGAAAUCAGAUGAGCAACUGAGGGAUGAACUGCUGAACCGGCUCUUGUCACAUCGUCUUGAAGGCGCAACCCAGCAGGUGAUGAACACCAGCGAUCCAACACGGCUUCCCUAUCGAGAACUCCCACAUGGCUCAGCUGGGAACCUGUAUUUGCUCUACCUGGCACAGUGCCGUGCAGAGCACCAAGAAGAAGCCUCACGUUCGACCUUCUACAAGGCUUGGAAGAAGUGGAAGACAUGCAUGACUUUCCACAAGAAGAGUGCCCACAGUUUGUGCUUGCAGUGUUCCGAGAUGCGGGCGGCGAUUCGGGCUGCAAAGGACUUUCAGGAACAUGCCCGUUUGUCCCAAAACCUCUUCCAUCACUACACAUCGCAAUACAAAGACAGGCUGUGGUUACAAUCUGACAAUACAGUCAAAGAGAUCCGGAAUGGAAUUGCUGGCAGGCUUUGCGCGGCCCUGGUGCAGGCGAGAGACUGGGUGCAGCUUCUUCCAAACUGCAUCACGCUAAAGAACGCCUAUAGAGACAGGAAGGCAAAGGCAGGCAUGCCACGACAAGGUCACGACAUUGACAAGGAUGAAAGACUUCCAAGACGGCUUCGAUGUGAGGACUAUGACAGCCGUCGUCUUGAUGUGUUUGCUUUGAUCAAGCAAACAAUGGCAGAGCAAGCGCUGAGCCAGAAUGCUUUACUUGGAUCACUGAUUGACGCAGUGAGGGCAGUAGGGAAGAUGGGGGCGGAGCUGGAAGAUGCGCCUACCACCGUCCGCUCCCAGUUGCUGGCCUACCUGGAGACCCUAUGCAUUGUGAUCCAAGAGUUUCUGAAGACUGGUUAUUGCCCUACAUUUGAUGCCAUCCGGGUCAAGUUCCCUUAUGCAGAUGAGACACGUGAGCUGCGGGAUUGGACAACAGGAGUGGUGGAUGGACAAACACGAGUUCUGGCUUGCUUUGCCAUUGUCGGUUUCUGUGCUGAGCUGGAGCUGGAUGAUUUGCAGAUGAUGGAGAUCCAGGAUGUUCUUUCCAGCUUGAAGCUGUUGAGAUGCUCCUACAAGCAUUUUGAUCAUCCUGGACACCAUUUCCUCCACAGCCUCAAACUGGGCUACAUCACCUCCGAGAAGGUUGCUCCUUCAGCAGUGCAAAUUGUGGCAGACCUGAGAUCUGCCAUAGACAUCGAGAAGCGUUUGUCCAAAGGUCGGCCACUACCGCUCAAGGACCUGCUUGGCAAGGUCAUAUCAGAAUACAACAAGUUGGUAUCUAUCAAGCGGCACCGCAUAGACACGACCAAGAAGAACCUCACAUACAACUUGCUCAGAUGCCCAGGAGAAGUGCUGGAGCUGGUGCACCGUCAUUAUGACUCCUAUGUCCACCAUCAAUCUGGCUUGCCAUUGGAAGUUCUUGCAUUGGACUUUUGGGUGCCAUCAGUCUCUUCCAGAUGGGAGCUUCCUCGAUUUGCCAGCGUGAAGGUGUUCAGAGAGAUUCUGGCAACCACUGAGGAAUCCGCUGUGGCGUACAUCAAGAGAGCUUGCUUGGACUUCGAAAAGGCUACAGGUCAAGCAAGCUCUGCGAAGACUCGGAAAUUUGCUAUGUUGACGGAGGAACAGCAUUUCAUGUUGCAUGAUGUGUGCUGCCUUUGGACAUGGCUACUUCGGAAGCUGACCUCCGAGUUCACUGGAGAAGUGGUCACCAAGGUCACAGACAUGUUCUACAGAGGGACGAUGGAGGAGUAUGUCUCGCAGAAUCAAGAUCGAGCUCGCAAUGCACACAACAAGAGUGUGGAAUGUGCCUUUCAAGCUUGGACAGAGCAACUGCGGGCUGACCAGGGCUUGUUCGAGUCCAUCAAGCUGAAGUCAGAGAAAGAAGGUGGCAGGAUGAGGCAGAAGCUUGUGAAGAACCUCGAGGAUUGUCACAACCGAGCCUGGAGUUGCAUCAAGGACUUCAUCGAGAACAGUAUGAUGACCUUCCCUGGAAGACAGUCAGAUGCAGACAGUACCAUGAUGCCUGCGGCUCGCAGCUGGAUUCGAAAUUGCCUGGAGGAAGAAUGCAUUUCACCGGAAGACCAUUCUGUUGUUCUAUGGCUGAAUUGCACUACGAUUGGAAUCAUUCCAACAUUGAAGUAUGACUUCUUCCUCACCUUCCUGAGCAAUGUCCUCACAGACUUCUCCAAGAAUGGGGUGUGCUUCAUUGUCUUCCCGAACCGUGCUUCGAAGUGCAAGACAAAGAAGGAGGAGCUAGAUCCGGAUUCCACUGGGGAUAUGAAAGAAGAACCCAAAUUGGAGGAUGGUGAAAGUGAGAAUGAAGAUGUUGAUGCAGAGGGAGUUCAGGAAGAGGAGGCUGAGCUUCGCGAUGUGAUCUACCGCAACUGUCUACGGGAAGCGGGACGGCUGUGUGCAUGGAUUGGCGGUGACUUCGAGAGACCGUGGGAACCUUUUCAAGUCUACAAGAGGCAAGCCCUGGUCGAGGAGUGCAGUACGGAAUUGGUCAGCAGGAUCAGCCACCGCCUUUACGAGGGUUGCCGAGAAGAAAACAUGAAGGUCAAUGGCUUUCCUGAUUUCAAUGCCCACAUACAGGCCUUGAAGGAUUCUACAAUGCAGUACAAGGAGGAUGCAACCUACAAAGUUUGUCAGCAGCAGCAUGACAAGCUGCUGCUCUUGCAAUCCUUUGCCAAAAAAUGGGUGGAGUCAGAAAUCACCAUGGAACGGGCAAAGGCGAUUGUGGAGGACCACAAUGAACGGUUCAAUCCUGGCUCUGAUGCUGACUAUUGGGCACCUGAUGAGACGGCCACCAAAAAUGUCACUGCAGAAGAUGCAUCAGAACGACCUCAGAAGCGCAUCAAGAUCGAUCACACCAACACGGUGAGCACAGACGAACUGGCAAAAUUGAAGAAGCCGCGUCUAGGCAUUAGUUAG
Messenger RNA from Durusdinium trenchii, 2934 nucleotides. NCBI's taxonomy places the organism in Eukaryota, Dinophyceae, Suessiales, Symbiodiniaceae. The record is from the annotation of a GenBank genome assembly.